Molecule: messenger RNA, 2260 nt
Organism: Eremomyces bilateralis CBS 781.70
Lineage: Eukaryota; Fungi; Ascomycota; Dothideomycetes; Eremomycetales; Eremomycetaceae
Exons: 2
Coding region: 361-2127 (588 amino acids)
Molecular function (GO): FAD binding
Source: RefSeq, a predicted model, not a curated record
AUGGAACCGGUCGCAUAACUACGAAUUACCGCCGACUCCAUCUCUCCAACAACACAGGAUACCUUGCCGGGGAUGCUUUCCGGCUCCCGCCUCAAAGAUGCCGCCCGCAAAUGCCGUGAAUCAGCGUAGAACGCCAAUCAGAGCUGACGAAGAUGGAAAUUUGAAAAGGUUGAGCACUAAUGGAAGACAAUUGACAAGAGGUCCAGCAUUAUCUAAAAGCGCAAUGCUGCCACCUUCAUUGAUGGUUUGGGAAACGAGAACAACGAUCCAUCUCUAAGUGAUACUCGAAGUAAGAGAAAGCGACUAAUUUUGUUUGACAUUUGCGCACCCCAACGUCUCUCCAUACAGGUUCCAUUUAUCAUGGACAAGGCAGAGGAAGUUGAUGUGAUCAUCGUCGGCUCUGGCCCGGCUGGACUCUGCGCUGCGCAGUGGCUGACUCGCCUGGGGAUUGACUUCGUCAUCGUCGAAAAACGUGAUGGGCCCUUAGAGUUCGGUCAUGCGGAUGGCGUCCAAUGCCGAACGGUCGAGGUGUUUGAGAGUUUUGGCCUGGCAGAAGAGCUUGUGAAAGAUGCAUACUGGGUCAACGAGGUCUGCUUCUGGGCACCGGGGGACGGAGAUGAGACGAAGAUUGAGCGGCGUGGACGGGCUCCGGACGUGGAGGAAGGCAUCUCCUGGAGACAUCAUGUCAUUUUGAACCAGGCACGGUUUAACAUGAUCCUCAUCGAGUCCAUGAAACGGCUCGGCGGGAAGGAUGUCCAGUACGGUGUGAAGGUUAAUGCUGUGCUCGGGGGCUCGGGAGACGAACCGUAUCCAGUGGUUGUGGAAACGGAGAAGGAGGGGAAACAGCGCAUGUAUCGGGCAAAAUAUGUGUUGGGAGCCGAUGGCGCACAUAGUAUCGUGAGACGAAGCCUAGGCUUCACUAUGGUGGGAGAUACGAGUGAUGCCGUCUGGGGCGUGAUGGACUGCUUUGCCCAAACCGACUUUCCAGAUAUCCGAAAAAAGACGACCCUUCGGUCUCAAGCUGGCAAUCUACUCAUCAUUCCCCGCGAAGGUGGAACUAUGUCAAGAUUCUACAUCGAACUGCCGCACGGGACGGAUCCGAAGACAGUCCAGUUGAAAGACCUGCAGGAGAGCGCCCGCCAAAUCUUCUCGCAAUACAGUCUGGAGAUUGUCGAGACAUAUUGGUGGUCCGCAUAUGCGAUCGGGCAGCGUCUCGCGGACCAGAUCUCGAAAGACAAUCGGAUCUUCUUGAUGGGUGAUGCCUUUCACACGCACUCGCCGAAAGCUGGGCAGGGCAUGAAUAUGAGUCUCCAGGAUGGAUACAACAUUGGCUGGAAGCUUGGUUACGUGCUCAAAGGGUUAUCUAGCCCGGACCUACUCCGAACCUACAAUCUCGAGCGCGAGAAGACUGCAGCCGACCUGAUCGCCUUUGAUCGGAAACUCACCAAGCUCUUUUCGAUCCAGACCGGCGGUAACAAGAUCGCCACCGCGGCGGAGACGUUCCGCGAGUUCUUCAUCAUGUCAGGCCUCUAUACCGCCGGCCUCACCACUUCCUAUGACGAGUCAAUGAUCACGUCGUUAAGUCGGACCACUCAGAAUUUGGCCACGAAGAUCACCGUGGGGAUGCGGUUUCCCAGCGCCCAAGUUGUCAGAUUCAUCGACUCUCGGGCAGUUCAACUUUCAGCCGCAGCUUUGGAUGCGGACGGAAAAUGGAAAGUUGUCGUCCUGGGUGGCAGCGUUCAAAACGUGAGGAAGGGGGACAGCGGAUCCGCGUUCCUGUGGAAAGAUCAAAACCCUCAGUUUGGCCCGGAGAUCGACGGUGCAAAUAUGAUCGAGCCGGUUCUCGUGCUACACGGGGACCGAACCGCGAUCGAACAGAGCGAUAUUCCCGAGAGUUAUGCGUCUGAGAGGGGAACGUACAAAAUUCGCCAGUUCCACCACGUCUACGUGGACGAUAAAAGCUAUAACAGUGGCCAUGGACAGGCGUACGAUGCAUGGGGAGUGGAUCCUCGCCACGGCGCAGUUAUCGUUGUGAGGCCAGAUCAGUACGUAGCACUGGUUUGUCCGAUCGACGAAGCCCCGAUACAUAAGUUCUUCGAGAAAGUCUGGCAAGCAAGCCGAAGGUGAAAUAGAGGCCUGGUCUAAUAAUGCAAUGAUGGGACCAACUUCACGGGUCAUAAGGAAUUGUAGGAACUACAUGGCUGUUGCAUAAAAGAGCAUUAUCUCCCAUUUCCGUGAAGUUCAGAGUGGUACAUGUAGC